This is a messenger RNA of Aplysia californica (California sea hare), 1656 nucleotides long. RefSeq lists its product as uncharacterized. The transcript is spliced from 2 exons. Gene Ontology annotation, biological process: G protein-coupled receptor signaling pathway. Bases 52 to 1656 code for a protein of 534 amino acids. NCBI's taxonomy places the organism in Eukaryota, Metazoa, Mollusca, Gastropoda, Aplysiida, Aplysiidae. Gene Ontology annotation, molecular function: trace-amine receptor activity. The record is from RefSeq and is a predicted model, not a curated record. Gene Ontology annotation, cellular component: membrane.
AUUUUUCCAGGAGCCCUGUAUCUAAGAGUCGGAGUGUUGCUCAACGAGGCAAUGGCCACCAGCCCAUUCGCCUGUAUCUUCCACUUCAGCUGCCUCAUCUUUGGCGGUGUGGGCAUGCAGGUAGCUUUAGCGCUAGCUAUCGUGGACAGGUAUGUUGCUAUCGUGUAUCCACUACGCUACGCAACCAUCGUCACUUACAACGUAGUCUGCGCGUGCGUCAUCGGAAUUCAUUCAUUCAUUGGAGCAUUCAGUUUCGCCCCUCUCUUACCGGGCUUCAACAACUGGUGGAAAACAUGCACAUGCACUUUCAACUUGGUGCUCUCCACAGGCUACCUUUACACUCUUGUCUCCCUCAUCAUGAUCUCCAUGGUGGUCUCCAUGACCUUGUACUCGAAGGUUCUCCACGUGGCACGGCGGCAUCAACACAGGAUUCACGCCGUUGUCUCACAGCAGCCCACGUCCGAGGGGAGGGCAGUCGGUGUCUCAAGUCGCGGGACUCCUCACACAGGCGUUCGUACAUUACAGGAAAAUCUGCAGUUUGAGGGACGUGAAAGAAAUAUUUCUGGACGCACAAAGAACAACGUCCCCCAAACCACAGAGAACAAUGUACAGUUUGGUGAAGGAAAGAAGCAGUUUAAUUCUUUUCCCAACGCCAGACUGGGUUCAGAACAGUUGGUCCUAGCGUCAGAGCCACAGUUUGAGUUGAAAAAAGAUGGCUCUCUUUCCCACACUCAUCAGGAAUCUGGUGAGGUCUCAGAAAGAAGAUAUUCUCACGACUCGACACAUGGUGAAGACAAUCGUGUAGUGUGCCAGAGCCCAAGACAACUGACUCUGGCCUGCUCUGGGUGGUCAGUGAUAUCCAGAGGCGACCCGGACAGGGCUGGGGACGAAGUGUCUAACAGAAGUGUGUCCGGCAGCUGCACGUCGCCACCAGGGUUCCACUGUCCUCGUGCUGGUCAGAUUGUGGUCAAGUGUGACCAGCUGUACACCAACGACAACAUCUGCCUGGGGACACCACGGCGGGGAAUGUCUCUACUGACAAGGGAGCAAAGCGGUGACAAAAGUGACCUGGUCCGAACUGACCCCGCUCGAGAGGCAGAAAGUUCACAUCCAGGCAGCGCCCUGCAGACGCUGACGUCACGGGUAGGUAAUGACGGACAGGGUUUUCCGGAUGCUGGUCAAAACCAGGGACCUCUUCUAGAGUGUCGGAUAAAGUUCACACAAUCUUCUAUGGACAAGUAUAGCAGCAAGCAAAGCAGAAACUCCUCUCAAGAUCAACACAAAUCCAGGUCACCUCAUUUGCCCAACUAUGAGUCAGCAUACGAAGAUCACAUGGAGGUUUCCGAGAAAUCUCAAGGUGACACAACAUAUGUCAGUAGUGAACAGACACAUUGUGUGCCUAUUCCAUUCAUACAGGCUGAUUCACAGCAUACCAAAGUGGAACAUCCCGGAAAUGCCGAAUCUAAACAGGUCAGGAAUGUGCCUCUAGCCCUGCAGUUCCACCAAAAAGUAAUGGGCGUGUCUUCAGUCUUGAGGCAGACAACUGGUAGUGGUCACUCGUUUGCUCCGUAUGACACCAGCUCGCCUGUUUCGGCGCAGACUAGCACCAACCAGGCACAGGACCGAACAAACCUGGCACAGGAAACUAUCGAGUGA